GCGCCUCGCCCUCCCUCCCGGACUACGGCUCCCAGAGUUCCCCGCGGCGAGCACGGCUUGGCGAUGGCGGCGCCCGGCCCUGAGGCGAGCGACUGUGACAGCGAGGAAGAAGCGGCGGCCUGGCAGCGCCUGCGGGAGGCGGCCUGGGAUCCGGCGCUCGGUCGAGCGGCCGCCCUGGAUCCAGUCGAGAAUUCGAGGAAAAGGAACCAGCAAGCAGGUGGAUCCAGCAUCAGAGAGAAAAUCUGCAAUCAUGAGCAGGAUGGAAAUGAACUGCAAACCACACCAGAAUUUCGAGCACACGUUGCAAAGAAACUGGACACGAUCUUGGACAAUGUGAUAACCCUCUCGACGUGCCCACUGCGACUCCCGCGACAGGAGAACAGCGCCUUCCUGGAAGAAGACAACGGAUUCCGCCUCUUCGCCUCCUCUGUCCUGGGAGACUGUGGGGAGCCAGAAGCUGCCCCUCCGAAACGGUCGGCAUUGCAGCAUUCCAGCUCCAGGUAAGGAAUGGGAAUGGGAGGGGAUCUCUGCCAUGAAAGGGGGCAACAGACGAAGACUUCUGGCUUGCCAGUGAGCCUUGGUCAGGCUGUGA
This is a messenger RNA of Notechis scutatus (mainland tiger snake), 592 nucleotides long. NCBI's taxonomy places the organism in Eukaryota, Metazoa, Chordata, Lepidosauria, Squamata, Elapidae. The record is from RefSeq and is a predicted model, not a curated record.